AUGUUUCUCUCCUUUAUACCAAUCCUCUCUAUUGUGCUCCUAGCCUUUGUGCUCAGAGCUUUGUUCAACUAUCACCGUGGCCCGCUUUCACGCCUCCCUGGACCAUGGUACACCCACUUCACUGGUCUUCCACUGCUAUAUACCAGGGCAGUCGGAACCAGCCGUCAGCAUCUUCGCCAUCUUCACAAGGUUCACGGUCCAGUAGUCAGAGUUGGACCCAAGGAAGUUUCCAUUAACAGCGUCGAUGGCUACUACAAAGUGCACGGCGUGGGUAGCCAUUGCCUGAAAGCACCCGUCUUUGACCAUAUCCGCUUCAGCCACUCAUCUAUGCUCUUCACCAUGCGAGAUCCUCGUAUUCACUCUGAACGCAAACGGAUCAUUGGUAGGGGUUUUGCAUCAAUAAAGGAAGAACAGGAAGUGAAGAUUCAGCGACUGGCUAGUCAGGCAGUAGCCAAUAUCAAGAACGAGGCCGAGAAAGGCCAGGCCGAUGUCUACAAAUGGUGGCGCUGCCUGGCUGUCGAUGUCGUCAGUGAGAUGUCUUUCGGCAAAUCCUUCAACUUGUUACAUUCCGGUGGGAAAGGUCUGCCCCUCUAUACGGCUUUGAGUAAUGCUGGUCCUUCUGUUGUCUUCCAAGCAGUACUCCCCCGCAGGCUCAUAUCUCUGUUCAAGUGGUCUCCUAUUGCCUGGCUUAGAGAUGUUGGUCAAGUCACUGAAACCAUCUUCAACCGUGUAACAUCAGCACUCGGAGAACUACGAGUUUCAUCAAAUUGCGGCCCAAGUAUCGUCCGUCACUUGUUGAAUCAAGAGGUGAAAGGCAAGAAGCCCAGCCUGAACGACGAUGAGUUGAGCUCUGAGGUGAGUAUGCUUCUUGUUGCCGGCUCGGAUAGUACGGCUACUACUUUGACAUAUGCUACGUGGGAGAUUGUCAGAGACCCAGACCUCCGGAAACAGAUCGAGGAGGAGGUCAGUAGCCUGCCUACUAACUUCACCGCCAAGGAUGUUGAGGGUUUGCCCCUCUUGAACAGUGUCUUGGAAGAGGUCCUUAGGAUGUAUAAUCCUGCAGCCGCACUCGUUGAGAGACUUGUACCACCAAAUGGAAUUUCUGUUCAUGACUGGGAUAUCCCUGGAGGCAUAAUGGUCUACACGACUGGGUGGCUCAUUUCCCGCCUUGAAGAUGUUUUUUCUGAGCCCGAUAGGUAUGUAAUUUCUUUCCAGGGAUAG
This is a messenger RNA of Fusarium oxysporum Fo47, 1221 nucleotides long. Its product is annotated as cytochrome P450. The record is from RefSeq and is a predicted model, not a curated record. Gene Ontology annotation, molecular function: heme binding; monooxygenase activity; oxidoreductase activity, acting on paired donors, with incorporation or reduction of molecular oxygen. The coding region runs from base 1 to 1221 and encodes 406 amino acids. NCBI's taxonomy places the organism in Eukaryota, Fungi, Ascomycota, Sordariomycetes, Hypocreales, Nectriaceae. The transcript has a single exon.